UUAGGAAAAUGAGAGCAGAUAGAGAGAGAAUGUGAGUGAGUCCGUGAGUGUUUCCUGAAAGGAGGAUAAAAAGAGAGAGAGAGAGGAGACCCUGGGGUGGGCUGCUGCAAGCGGCGGGCAACACCGAGCCAUGGAGGGCGAUGUGCGUGUUCGUGCAGUGGUGAUGACACGUGAUGACUCCAGUGGCGGUUGGGUGCCCCUUGGAGGUGGCGGCCUCAGUCAUGUGGUCAUAUGUAAGGGGCGGACUCAUGACGGCAGGGGGCGGAGAGAAUACAUCAUACGCGGAGAACGGCUGCGAGAUCGAGCACCGGUGUUGGAGUGUGCAGUGCAGAGGGGGUUAGUGUACAACAAGGUGAACCCCAUCUUCCAUCACUGGCGAGUAGAGGAUCGAAAGUUUGGCCUUACAUUCCAGAGUCCUGCCGAUGCCAUCUCCUUUGAGAAAGGGCUGCAGACUGUCAUAGACAAGCUGGACAGAGGCUCUGACUCGCCCUCGUCCUCCACACCAGAAGAGGCCGACACCGAGGAUGAUGGACAAGCUUCCCAUACAGGAAGUGAGUCGUCAUCCAACAGCAGAAAGGAGAUGCUUCCUAAACCUAUCACCAUAGUGACAAGUGAGUCGUCGUCUACCUGCUUCGUGCGGUCAGAAGAGUUUAGUUUUGGAUCCAGCCAUGCUGUCACCACUCAGACACCUGCUCAGAUCCACACCAGACCGGGACAGCACCAGCUCUCACAAAUGACGGCUGUGUUGAAUCCCCCAGCGCCCCCACCCCCACCUCCUGCUCCACCUACUCCUCCUGUGGGUCCCCCGGCCUCAUCUCCUCUGUCCCCCCUCUCACCUACCAUUUCUCUGCUGGAGGAGGGAGACCUCCGCAGUGUGGACCCUUGCAAAGACCUGUGGGGUUCUAGAGGCUAUGAGGACUACAGACGGGCGGGGGCCACCAGGACUAUGGUCGGGGGGCUGACGGGGGGUGUGGUUGUCGGUGGUGGAGGGAGUCUGCAGGACAAGUCAGAGCUGUGCGUAGUUCGCUUUGAGAAGGAGCUGGCAGGAGUGGGGACAGCAGGCUGCGACGUAACAGUGAGCUUGGACAGUAAAGCUGCGCAGCGUCUGUCCUCGUCAUCACCCACCUGUAUGUCCAUGCCCAACGCUGUGUCAGGCGUGUCCUCAGGUGCCGGCUCACCCCAGGAGACGGGCAAAGGCUCGCCCUCUCCGUGCUGCAUCCACACCUCACUGGCCACACCCCGGUCACGGACUCGUAAGAGAGGAGGAGGGGCCAGCAGCAGCGGCGACCCUGGGGUAAUCUCUCCUGACGACGACAGCCCAUGUCCUCAGGCAUCAUCGUCAUGCUCAUCUCGCUGUGUGUACUGCCGCUCUGUUUUCAGCGCUUCAGAGAACGGGCGGGGCCGCUGCAGAGAUGCCCCGGACCCAGCCCUGCACUGCCUGCGCCAGUGGACCUGUGUGUGGUGCGCAGAGAGUCUGCUUUACCACUGCAUGUCGGACUCUGAGGGAGAGUUCUGGGAGCCUUGCUCGUGUGAUGACUCGAUGGGGGGCCACCCGCACCCCCUUUGCUGUGCCCGCUGGUUGGCCCUCGUGGCCCUGUCGCUCUUCGUGCCCUGCAUGUGCUGCUACCUGCCUUUGCGCGCCUGCCUGCGGUGUGGGGAGAGGUGUGGCUGCUGCGGGGGAAAGCACAAGGCGGUCCGAUGA
Toxotes jaculatrix (banded archerfish) is the source of this 1702-nucleotide messenger RNA. RefSeq names its product sprouty related EVH1 domain containing 3 (gene spred3). Gene Ontology annotation, biological process: multicellular organism development; negative regulation of MAPK cascade. The record is from RefSeq and is a predicted model, not a curated record. Gene Ontology annotation, molecular function: protein kinase binding. Gene Ontology annotation, cellular component: membrane. The transcript has 6 exons. NCBI's taxonomy places the organism in Eukaryota, Metazoa, Chordata, Actinopteri, Toxotidae. Bases 131 to 1702 code for a protein of 523 amino acids.